Molecule: messenger RNA, 1410 nt
Organism: Adineta ricciae
Lineage: Eukaryota; Metazoa; Rotifera; Eurotatoria; Adinetida; Adinetidae
Source: the annotation of a GenBank genome assembly
AUGUCAUUUGUGUACGAUAUAAUCAUCGUCGGAGGUGGUAUCGUAGGGCUCGGAGUUUUUCGUCAACUAACUUUGAAUGGAUUUCAAAAUGUUCUCCUCUUGGAGAAAUCCUCGCAAAUCCUAACUGGAGCAAGUUCAGGAAAUAGUGGCAUUUUACAUACAGGCUUUGAUGCGGUGCCGCAUACAUUAGAAUCAAAACUUGUAAAACGUGGCUAUCAUUUGUAUCAGUCCUUUAGACAGGAUAUUGAACUACCAAUAAAAAAGAUCGGCGCAUAUCUGAUCGCAUGGAAAGAGGACGAUUUGCAAAUUCUGAAAGAAGUCAAAGAUACUGCUCAUCAAAACGAUGUACUUGACAUCGCAGAGAUUUCUUCAACAAUGCUAUACGAACGUGAACCUCUAUUAAGACAUGGUGCAUUAGCAGCUUUGCAUAUUCCCGGUGAAUCGGUAGUAGAUCCUUUAACGUUACCCUUGAUUUUAUUAAUGCAUGGGAAAAUCUUUGGCGGACACAUUCAAACCAACGUCGAAGUCAUCAAUGGUGAUUACGAUUACAAAAAUCAAUGUUGGGCAUUGAACGAUGGACAAUAUUGCAGUCGCAUUGUCGUCAACUGUGCUGGUCUCUAUGGUGAUAUUGUCGAACAAAUCCGUAUCAAACAACAGAAGUCAUCAACAAAUACAUUCACCAUUCAGCCGCGAAUGGGCCAGUUUUCUGUUUACUCACCACCACCGGGCACGUCACCCCUAAAGUCAAUUAUUUUACCAAUACCGACAAAAUUUACCAAAGGCGUCAUUGUCUAUCCGAAUUUAUUCAAUCAGAUUAUUGUUGGACCAACAGCACAAACUCAAUUUGAUCGAUCGCAAGCACCCAUAAAAUCAGAUGUAACACGAAUGUUACACGAAAAGAUCAAUGAGCUUAUACCAUCAUGUUCAAACUCCAAUUAUACGCGCAUUGGAUCUUAUACUGGCAUACGGCCAGCAACAGAACAUUCGGACUAUCAAAUCCAUGCUUACAGCGAAAUACAGUGGAUUUGUUGUGGUGGAAUACGUUCGACAGGAUUAACAUCAUCAUUAGCCAUCGGCGAGUACAUUUAUGAACUAGUCAAUGAAAUGAGUCGCGAAAGAAAAUAUCCGCUACAUUGUACUGGUUAUUCUGCCGAAAGAUAUUCUCAAUCGCUGGAUCAAUUGAAAGUAAUGUUUAUUGCAACACCGCAAGGAUUGCAGCCAAAGUUAAUAAUGACAGAUUCAACAUUAACAGUAUCUGCAGGAGAUAUAGAGUUUACUGAUGAGAUCAAUAUUACGAACUUGAAGAUAGAGUGUAACGGUGAGCUGUUUGAUGUGUCACAUUCCUUAUUAAAAUUAGCGUGGAUGACAACAAACUCAUCGUUUAUCACUCCUCACGCAUGUUCAGACUAG